AUGACUUCGCCGGGGAGCGGUAUCUUUAGCCACGUUCGAUCGAAGUUACGGCAUUCUCAAUCCAACCUACAGCUUCCAAUAUCAGCUCCUCCUCCGCCGAGUACCCCGGAUUGGAACAAUAUUCCCAUCGAAUAUCGACCGAUGGAUAGAGCUGAGACGCGAGUGGUACAAGGCUACUACUUGAAUCAACCUCUUCCCGGCCCUCCUCCUCGCCCACGAACCACUUCGCCAACGGCAGCGUUGGAUCCGAGGAUGAGAUUAAAUACUAGUACUCUCACAAAUCCCACUCCCCGAACACAUCGUCGACGAUCCGCUCAAGAAAUGUAUACUCCUUGGCCCGGGCUCAAUGAAAACGAGUCGAACAGUGGGAAUAAGAGCGUGAGCGUAGCGAUUGCGGCCGCGCUACCGCCCGACCACCUUAAUCCUCCUCCACCAUAUUCCAGAUAUCCUCCCCCGCCGAAUGCGCCUGAGACGCAUUCCAGAUCACAACCAUAUCAACCAGCACAUGUGAUAAAUGAAUACUGUCCCAGCGACUACGCCAACCACGCAAGGAAUACUUCAGCCCGACCUGCUCAAGACGUACCAUUCAUUCGUCCACCCGACCCUCCCACACCUGUGUCCCCACUGAAUCACUUGGACCUUCAGUAUUUGGGAAUGAGACAAUCAAAUGACAAUGUCACCGUUGAUGAUCUUUUAUCUCAUCCGAUGUUACAACGGCCUAACCGAUGA
Messenger RNA from Rhinocladiella mackenziei CBS 650.93, 729 nucleotides. RefSeq lists its product as uncharacterized. The record is from RefSeq and is a predicted model, not a curated record. Bases 1 to 729 code for a protein of 242 amino acids. The transcript has a single exon. NCBI's taxonomy places the organism in Eukaryota, Fungi, Ascomycota, Eurotiomycetes, Chaetothyriales, Herpotrichiellaceae.